AUGGCGAUGAUGAGCUUUCACGAUGGCUCUAGUCAAACCGCAAUUCAAACAUCAAGUCUCGAUCAAUCAGCCGCUGAUAUCAUUCUACUAUCCACUAGCUUAGGGAAAAGUAAGAAGAUCACCGACAAACUGAGUAAAAUGCUGACUGGGUUCGACGAUAGACUUUCACGUUUGGAAAAAAGCCUUGCACCUAUCCACAGCGACACGAGGACUCUAACACGUAUAAAUACUAACAUUGAAAAAACUUUGAACGCAGUGGAUCAAGUCCUCGGCAAUCACGAUGCAGCCCUACGCCAACAAAUAGUCAUCAAAAAUGGACCUGACCCCGAAAACUUGACAGUCUUCACUCACGCAAUGGACGAAAUUGUUAAAUCAGCCAGUGAUCUUGUCAGGACAGGGGCAGGGGAUCAAGGUUCAUUCCAAGAAAUCGAAGAUUUACUGGUUUCUGGAGCUGCAAAGCUAAUGACAAUCUUCGUGGGAUGGGCUAAAGGUGUUUCAGAACCUUUGGCGGAUGCUAAUAGCUACAUGACUGAAGGUGUCCAGUUUCCCUCAAUACCCUCUUCCACCAUAGCUCAGCUUUCUGGUAUAUAUGUCUAUCUAAAGGCUUUGCCAUCCUGUCUGGAAAACAAUACAAGGCUCAAGGCGAUAUUAAAUGAAUCUGUCAACAAAAUUGCGGAGAUUAGAGGUACCUAUGUUGCGGAAAGUAUGCGACCAUUGGCAAGUGAAACAAUCGAAUCCGUCAGAAAGGGGGCUGGGGCGUCAGCAUUGGCAAACUUUAUAGAGUGUCUAUUUCACAUGCUUCAGGAAGAAUACGCGAUGCUGAUAUCAAUGUUUGAAGGAAACAGUACAAAAGAAUUGAAAGAGAUUUUCGCAAAAGUUGUCCCCGCACCACUUGAACUCCUAUCCGAAACUGGUCAAUCAGUCAAUCGAGUCGUCAAGCGUUCCUUGACAUCCUAUGUCAGCGCUGCCUUUGAUAAUUACGAAGCUAUAUAUGAAAGAUUAGAUCGAUAUGAUGACGAGAUAAGAAGGAGAUCAGGUCGGAAGGAGAAUGAAUUGGGUGAAUUGUUACAUUCAUUCAAAGGAUCUUGUCUUCGAUCAUUACCUGAAUAUAUUGCAGAUGCCAAAACAUUUGGAGAUAAGGCACCGACUAGCAGUGAAGUUAGUAAUACACACACUUGUGAAAUGGUGAUCAGUAUGAUCGAAUACCUGAAGAUGUUAUGUAGUCAUAUUGAAAUCACUGAAAGCUUCCUGAUCACUCUUGGAGAUGGAAAUUGGAUAUUUCCUAGUGCAUCUGGAACUGCUGGAAGGUCUAACGUCGGUGAAGGGGCUGAUGGACAGGAACUACUUAUGAAAUAUCUCCAGUCACGGUCCAAAAAUAUGAGAUUACCCGCUUCUGCGCAAACUACGAUCACCAGUACAACAGCUAAAAAUGGAUUAGGAGCAGUGUUCAUGCUCAACAACUUGCAUUAUAUUCGCCGAGAGGUCUUAGAGUCUGCUAUCUCUGAUAUCCUAGGCAAAUCAAUCGAAGAUGAAUUGAAUAAACGAGUCCGGGCAUGCAAGGUAAGGUAUAUGGAAGUGUGGUCACCACUCAUCUCAGCCCUUAUGGACGCAGGCGGAGAGGACAGUAAGGGUGGGUUUGGGCUUGGUGCAGUCAAGAGCGCCCUUCCAGGUCAACAGGCUGGUGCAGAGAGAAGAGAAGUAAAAGAUAGGCUCGGAAGGUUUAAUGAUGCAUUUGAAGAAGUAGUUAACCUUCACAAGGUUGCUCAAUUCGAUAAAUCUGACAGCGAUGUUAGACAUCGGCUGCGAGACGAGAUUGAAAGAAUGAUUGUACCAACCUAUGCCAAAUUCACUCAACGACACGAAGGCGGCCAAUUCUCUAAAAAUCCUUCGAAGUAUCUGAAACUGACCGUGGAUCAGCUUGGAGAACAAUUGGAUCGACUAUUCCAAUGA
Messenger RNA from Melampsora larici-populina 98AG31, 1950 nucleotides. RefSeq lists its product as uncharacterized. Gene Ontology annotation, biological process: exocytosis. The transcript has 10 exons. Gene Ontology annotation, cellular component: exocyst. The record is from RefSeq and is a predicted model, not a curated record. Gene Ontology annotation, molecular function: phosphatidylinositol-4,5-bisphosphate binding. Bases 1 to 1950 code for a protein of 649 amino acids. Lineage: Eukaryota; Fungi; Basidiomycota; Pucciniomycetes; Pucciniales; Melampsoraceae.